AUGCCUACUCUGUUGCCAGCCCGGGCUGCAUGGAGCCUGGGUGUCUUUUAUCUGUCUGGUGGGAAAAAGGGUGAGUGCAGUGAUGAAAUUAGAGUUUUGCUUAAUAGUGAAAUCAUGGAUAUCAUGUCCAGCAAACAGCUGUCUGCGAAACUGUACAAGGAUGCAGCUGUCAAAGUGGUACACUGGGAUGACCAGUGGGUGUCCUACGAUGAGGUGAUAGAGACAUUUCAGAUGAAGACCGACUUUGCCCGAGAGCAGUAUCUUAGCAGCGUCAUGGUUUGGCCCAGUAGCUAUGAUACUCAGACCGGCACCUUCGCAGGCGCGCUGGCUGCAGUAUCAACUUGGCGCAUUUUGGCGCAACGGCAGGUACAAGACAAUGACUAUGUCGUCAACAUAACCAACAAUAAUACCUGCAAGUGGAGUAACUACGGCGAGCCCUGUCCGGCAGGCUGGCAGAUGAUCAAGCAGUAG
Molecule: messenger RNA, 471 nt
Organism: Aspergillus fischeri NRRL 181
Lineage: Eukaryota; Fungi; Ascomycota; Eurotiomycetes; Eurotiales; Aspergillaceae
Exons: 1
Coding region: 1-471 (156 amino acids)
Source: RefSeq, a predicted model, not a curated record